Nerophis lumbriciformis (worm pipefish) is the source of this 2390-nucleotide messenger RNA. RefSeq names its product phosphoglucomutase 2 (gene pgm2). Gene Ontology annotation, molecular function: magnesium ion binding; phosphopentomutase activity. Gene Ontology annotation, cellular component: nucleus. Gene Ontology annotation, biological process: carbohydrate metabolic process; purine ribonucleoside salvage. The record is from RefSeq and is a predicted model, not a curated record. NCBI's taxonomy places the organism in Eukaryota, Metazoa, Chordata, Actinopteri, Syngnathiformes, Syngnathidae.
UGAACGCAGCAGGUGAAGCCCCGCCAGCUGCGUAAGCAUCUUCACUUUCGGUAGAGGAGAGGCUUUAUGAGCGUGUUAAAAACUGUCUGACUGCCGCUCCAGCAACAUUUAGUCGAUAUUCGGGGGGUGAACAUGGACAAGGUUUCUCCCAACACGGGUGACGCGACACUGGACCAGGCCGUGGGCGAGUGGCUCCGCUACGACAAGAACCCAAAGACGGUGUCCUUGGUGGAGAAGCUGCUGAAAGACGAGGCCAUAGAGACACUGAAGAAACAUUUCUCAUCCAGGAUGGAGUUUGGUACCGCAGGUCUGAGAGCGGCCAUGGGCCCCGGCAUUUCCUGCAUGAAUGACCUCACUAUCAUCCAGACCACACAGGGUUUAUGUCGCUACCUGGAGGACAGCUUUGACAACCUCAAAGAGCGAGGGGUGGUGAUCGGCUACGACGCCCGAGCCCACCCUCCCAGCGGGGGCAGCAGCAAGCAAUUUGCCAAGCUGGCGGCCGCCGUGUUCACCAGUCGAGGGGUCCCCGUGCACCUCUUCUCCGACAUCACUCCCACUCCCUUUGUGCCUUUCACAGUAUCACACCUGGGUCUGUGUGCUGGCCUCAUGGUGACCGCCUCUCACAACCCCAAACAAGACAACGGCUACAAGGUGUACUGGGAGACCGGCGCCCAGAUAGUGUCACCUCAUGACAAAGCCAUCUCCAAGGCCAUAAUGGACAAUCUGGAGCCUUGGUCGGGAUCUUGGGACGCAGAGGGGGCACUGAAGAACCCUCUGCUUGAAGACCCCUACCAGGAAAUCCACACACAUUACUUCAAAGCCAUCCAGAAACACUGUCAUCACAGGGACCUCAACAAGAGUUCCCCUGUGAAAAUUGUGCACACGUCCGUGCACGGUGUGGCCCACACCUUCGUGCAGGCAGCUUUCAAGGCCUUCAACCUUCACCCUCCGUACGCUGUGGCGGAGCAGAAAGAUCCAGAUCCCGAAUUCCCUACGGUUAAAUAUCCCAAUCCCGAGGAGGGAGAGGGAGUCCUGACGCUCUCCUUUAACCUGGCCAAGGCUGAGGGCGCUACUGUGGUGUUGGCUAACGACCCAGACGCUGAUCGACUCGCUGCCGCUGAGAAGCAAGAAAGUGGAGAGUGGCGUUUGUUUAGUGGCAACGAACUGGGAGCCUUACUGGGAUGGUGGAUGUUCCACUGCUGGAAAGAGCAGAAGACCGACGCUGCCGCCGUGAAAAAUCUCUACAUGUUGGCAAGCACCGUCUCAUCCAAGAUUCUGCGCGCCAUUGCCCUCAAGGAAGGCUUCCACUUUGAGGAAACACUGACAGGGUUCAAGUGGAUGGGCAACAGAGCCAGGGACCUUUCGGAUCGGGGCAAGACGGUUCUGUUUGCCUUUGAGGAGGCCAUAGGCUACAUGUGCUGUCCGUCAGUGUUGGACAAAGAUGGGGUGAGCGCUGCUGCCAUAGCAGGAGAAAUGGUCUCCUACCUGGCUGCUAAACACAAGAGUCUUUCUCAGCAACUCACAAGCAUCUAUGAAGAGUACGGCUACCACCUCAGUAAGAACUCCUACUUCAUCUGCCACGACCAGAAAGUCAUCCGCAGCCUCUUCGAGGACCUGCGUAACCACGGCGGCAGCAAGGAUUCGUACCCGACCAAAUGCGGUCCCUUCGCCAUCACUGCUGUCCGCGACCUGACCACUGGCUACGACAACAACCAGCCCGGUAACAAGGCGAUUCUUCCCACGUCCCGUUCCAGUCAGAUGAUCACCUUCACCUUCUCCAACGGGGGCGUGGCCACCAUGAGGACCAGCGGCACCGAGCCCAAAAUCAAGUACUACACGGAGCUGUGUGCCGCCCCCGGUAACAGUAAUGUGGAGCACCUGAAGGAGGAACUGGACCGGUUGGUCAGUGCCAUCAUUGAAAACUUCUUUCAGCCACAGAAAAACAAACUGCAGCCAAAGCCAGAGUAGAAGUGAUAUAUUAUUAUAAAUAUCACUGCUAUGUCUUCUAGGUGCCACAUAUCAUUGGGCAGAAUGUUACUGUGAACACAAUAUUUACCGACAUUCUCAUGAGUCUCUAUUUUCAUAUUGUGAGUGGAUUUUAGGGAUAGUUUCCUGUCUUGGUGCUCAUGGUGUCGAUGUGUGUUUUCACCGCAACUGGGCGUCCUUUAAGCGUAAACACAAUCAUUCCUGCUACACAUCAACACAUACUGUAUUUCAUUCCAGGCUGCUAUGCUCGACACUGCAAGUAAGAACCCGUGAGAAAGUGCUCAAUUGUUUUGCUUCCUUUAAAAGUCUUAGACGCCUCUCGGCACUGAGUGAACCCUCCUGAGAUGAGUGCGUUUCCCUUCUUCUGUCGUUUCUCUCUGUGGAAAUAAACCUUCCAAAACAUU